UUGUCGGAAAACAUGACAUCGCUAUCAAACGAUUAGUUUUUCUUUGAGUUGUGGUCGAUUCAGUAUGUACAGCCCAUGUAUUAUCCUCAUAAUGAUAAAAAAUGACGUGCCGACAUUUUGUCGCCUUUCUUUUGAUUUAUGAAUGUGCGAAAAUUUUGGACAGUUUUGGUGUGUGGCAAUGCAGAUAACAUAAUGAUAGACUAUUAACAGAUCGACUUGACUUAUCGGUAUAGUGUGGCUACUUUAUUUUACAGUGUAAAGGGUAGCCUACAACUUUAUAGCCUAUUAAAUAAACGGAUAAGAAUAAACUAAAACUACAUUGCAACUUUAAUUGUUAUAGACUACGAAUGUUUAAAAACCAAUGACAAAAACAACUUUAUUUUCUGUUUUGUUUGUGUAUUGAAAGGCUAUUAUUCGUUAGUUUCCGUAGUUUAAAUGUUAAACCAUACAUGAGACAUGCAAUUAAUGAUGUCUAUUUGAGCCACGUUUUGUCAUUUGGUUACAUUUCUUGCGAGUUAUGAGAUAACAUGUUUAAAUCAAUGUAAUGUAAUGUAUAUUAUCAAAUGAAACGCAAUCAGCGCUGUCCAUGCUUUUAAAGCAAUUACACAUGGGUGCUUUAUGGGUGGUUUUCCCUGCCCUGCAGCUCGUGUUUGAGAUUCUCUUUAGUGUGUUUGAGUGGCAGUUGGUGAAAAGUCAUUGGCUCUUCAGAGGGGCAGAGUCACGUCAAUCACUCGCAUCCCGCACCGGGAAUAAGAGACGGUGUGUGAGAGACGGGCGGCUGUUCGCUCUUUCACUGGUGUUUGUCUUGCACUGUUAACCGGACGCGAUAAAGGAGGCCACAUCAUGCUUCUGUAAAAUUGCUACAGUCGCUGUCUUAUUGACCGUUUGCAUUGUGAAAUGCGAAUGUUUAAAUUCUCAUACGGAUUACGGACAUCAAUUAUAUUCUGUAGCGUUUGGACAUCUCCGACAGCGAGCGGGGACUAACAUCUCCAGUCAGUGGUCUCCAAAGAAUGGAAAAGAGUCUUCUGCCUGAACCAAGCAACAUUGUGAUGGCCACUCCACCGAGUUCAUUUCAGCAGGAACCCUUGACACCCCCAAGAUCCAACCACUCUUCCUCCCUCAAGCCCAAUCAAGUUGGGCAAGUCAUCCUUUAUGGGGUGCCUAUCGUCUCACUGGUCAUUGACCACCAGGAGCGGUUAUGCCUGGCACAGAUAUCUAAUACGCUCUUGAAGAACUACAGCUACAACGAGAUUCAUAAUCGUCGCGUGGCUUUGGGCAUAACCUGCGUCCAGUGCACCCCAGUACAGCUAGAGAUCCUUCGGCGGGCGGGCGCCAUGCCCAUCUCGUCACGCCGCUGUGGCAUGAUCACCAAACGGGAAGCUGAGCGACUCUGCAAGUCUUUCCUGGGUGAGAAUUCGCCACCCAAGCUGCCAGACAACUUUGCCUUUGACGUGAUGCAUGAAUGCGCCUGGGGCUGUCGAGGAAGUUUCAUCCCAGCACGCUACAACAGCUCAAGGGCUAAAUGCAUCAAGUGCUCCUACUGUAAUAUGUACUUCUCCCCUAACAAAUUUAUCUUCCACUCACACCGCACACCUGAGGCCAAGUACACGCAGCCAGACGCCGCCAACUUCAACUCCUGGCGUCGGCACCUUAAAUUGACGGAGAAAAUCCCACAAGAGGAUCUGAUGUUUGCCUGGGAGGAUGUAAAAGCCAUGUUCAACGGUGGAAGCCGCAAGAGGGCACUCCCUUCCUCUAACUGCUCGCCCAUGGGCCCCAUAAAGGCCGUCAACUCAGUUCUGCCCCACAUGAUCUCUCCAGAACUGGCCCAGAAGAGAGGCAGGUAUGAGGACGAUGACGAUUUGGACACCAGUAGCCUUUCACCCCGUAAAGCCCCUCGCAGUUACCCGGUUAUUCCGGUCCCUAGCAAAGGUUUCAGCAUGUUGCAGAAGUUCCCACCAACAUCACUAUUCCCCAGUCCCUACACUUUCCCUGCAUUUGGCCUGUGUCCCCAAAAGAAGGACGACACUGAGGCAACCAAUGGACAGAAAAACAGUGGCCUUUCAGGACUUCUAUGGCCCGGACGCAAGGACACUUUUUACCCACCCUUUUGCAUGUUCUGGCCCCCAAGGGCAACAGGGGGCAUUCCAGUACCCACUUAUCUCCAACCUCAACCUAAUGCUCUUACAUCGCUCACAGAAAGCCCUUCUCUCAGGCAAGCCUUUUUGGACCUGUCUGAACAGGGCGAUGCUAGUUCUGGCUUAGACACUAACCCCAGAUCUGGUCUGUUCGAGAGUGACUGCCCUCCCGUGACCUCUGACCUGCGACCUGCCUCAGAGGGCUGGCUAAAGCUGCUAGAUGCACCCUCGCUUCAAACCCGCAAGGCCAGUUACCAUUCAGCCUUCCGUCCAGUAGUUAAAGACACGGAAAGUAUUGCCAAGCUCCAUGGCAGCCUCGAGGACUUCGGCCCAGAAAGACACCUUUCCCCUGGCACCAGCUGCAGUUAUCAGAGCGAUAGCGGGGAGAGCGAUGAGGAGCAGGAGGUGGAUGUGGAGACGAAACAGGAUGAGGAACAGGAGGACUUCAGCAGCCAUACAGCACAGACUCCACCACAGACACUGCAGCAGCCAUGCGGACUCCACAUACGCAGACCCUCUGAUAGCGCAGUUGAACAGGCCAAAGAUCAAGCUUCCUUUCCAUCCAUUCCCAGCGAGACCUUAGCAGAGGACAAACCCACCCUCGCUGUCAGUCCGCCUGCCAUUCUCAAAGUCCCCAGCCCUGUUCAUGGCUCGCUGGAGGAAAGCCCUGCGUGCAAAAAUGCUCACAAGAGCAGAGACGAUGGGCUGCCGGCCUAUGCAACCAAAAACAAGACAACCAUGUCAGAUGACAACAAAGAACAAAGCAGUUUUUUCAUCCCUGAUACAGAAACGUCUGCUCCUGAAUACUGGCGAGAGAAUCCAACAGAUCCAAGUAAAGACCCAAACUCUCCCGUGUCUCUUAAGAAGGAUGUUGAGAACAUGGAAAAAGAGGAACUGCAGAAGGUUCUCCUCGAGCAGAUAGAUUUAAGGAGGAGACUCGAGCAAGAGUUUCACGCUCUUAAAGGCAGCGCUCCAUUCCCAGUUUUCCAUAACUUUCAGGACCAAAUGAAGAGAGAACUGGCUUACAGGGAAGAGAUGGUACAACAGUUACAGAUGAUUCCCUAUGCAAACAUUAUUAGAAAAGAAAAGGUUGGGACACAUCAAAACAAAAGCUAAAUGGUAACAUCGUGUAAAAACAUAAAUAAAGCUGCUCUCAACAUUUUUCGAUACACAGAAGUUAAACCAUUCAGAUCAUCAUAAGGAUUCAUCACGCACAAUGGAAGAAACCUGUUCCUUUGCACCACGAGCUGCUUUCACUGAAUCAAAAUGUCAAAUGCUGUCAUUGAUACGGCCCCAUCAAAUAAUGUCAAUUUCAUCAGUGAAGCCAAAUGACAUCAAUCUACUGAGAUACAGGACAAUAUGCAUCUACAGUGAUUUAUAAUUUAUAUGUCCUAUUUCCUGUACAGUAACCCCAUUUGGGUUAUUUAUGAACUCAUUUAAGUUUAUUUAUUUAUUUACAUUCACUUAUUUAUUAAUAUCUGCAAACUGUACAAUAAUAUAAGCUAAAGGUUGUAAAUAGAGGCACAAAAAGGAGGUUGUGGGGGAAACAGGUUGCUCUGUACUGUACUGUGGUCUAAGAGCAAUUUGAAAGUGUAAAUCUUUCUUGUUUUGCCUGUUUAAAUAAAACAUUGACAUAAACACAAGAUUUAAAAAAAAGUUAUUGACUGUUCAUGCAAAUGUAUUUAAAAAUGUUCUUGUAGUUUCUCUACUAUUUAUGUGGAUAAUUAAAGUCUAUAAUAUGAAAACACAAUUGUUGACUGCUUAUCCUUUAGAGAAAAUUCCUACUGGUAUUUUGUAAAUAACAAUAAAAUAAUUUAAUAAUGGUGUAAUAAUGUAUUAAAAAACGAUUAUUUAAAAAGGUACAAUUGUUAUAUUAUGUAUCACAUACACACACAUUGUUUCCAUGUUUUAUGGGAACUUAGAUGUCUUCACACUCCUCC
Misgurnus anguillicaudatus (oriental weatherfish) is the source of this 4075-nucleotide messenger RNA. RefSeq names its product SKI family transcriptional corepressor 2 (gene skor2). Lineage: Eukaryota; Metazoa; Chordata; Actinopteri; Cypriniformes; Cobitidae. Gene Ontology annotation, molecular function: SMAD binding; RNA polymerase II cis-regulatory region sequence-specific DNA binding; DNA-binding transcription factor activity, RNA polymerase II-specific. Gene Ontology annotation, cellular component: transcription regulator complex; cytoplasm; nucleus. The record is from RefSeq and is a predicted model, not a curated record. Gene Ontology annotation, biological process: negative regulation of transcription by RNA polymerase II; negative regulation of BMP signaling pathway.